AUGGGACGUCGUCCAGCACGCUGUUACCGUUACUGCAAGAACAAGCCUUACCCCAAGUCCCGGUACAACCGUGGUGUGCCAGACCCAAAGAUCCGUAUCUACGAUCUAGGUCGUAAGAAGGCAUCGGUGGACGAAUUCCCAUUCUGUGUGCACUUGGUCUGUGACGAGCACCAACAGAUCACCUCCGAGGCUCUUGAGGCCUCGCGUAUCUGUGCUAACAAGUACAUGACCAAGACCACCGGUAAGGAUGCGUUCCACCUGCGUGUCCGUGUUCACCCUUACCACGUCAUCCGUAUUAACAAGAUGCUUUCCUGCGCUGGUGCUGACCGUCUGCAAACGGGUAUGCGUGGCGCUUUCGGUAAGCCGUACGGUCUCGUGGCUCGUGUGGACAUCGGUCAGGUUCUCCUGUCGAUCCGCACGCGUGAUAACUUCCGCCCCAACGCCAUUGAGUCUCUGCGUCGCUCGCGGUACAAGUUCGCUGGUCGCCAGAAGAUCAUUGUGUCGAAGAAGUGGGGCUUCACGGACAUGAGCCGUCAAGAAUACAUUGAGGCUCGCGACAGCCACCGUGUGAUCAAGGACGGUUGCCACCUUAAGUACAUUUCUAACCACGGUCGCGUGGAAGACAACAUUCGUCUCCAGGCUCAGGUGGCUGCAUCGAAGUAA
Messenger RNA from Malassezia globosa CBS 7966, 663 nucleotides. RefSeq lists its product as uncharacterized. The record is from RefSeq and is a predicted model, not a curated record. Gene Ontology annotation, biological process: translation; ribosomal large subunit assembly. Gene Ontology annotation, molecular function: structural constituent of ribosome. The transcript has 2 exons. NCBI's taxonomy places the organism in Eukaryota, Fungi, Basidiomycota, Malasseziomycetes, Malasseziales, Malasseziaceae. Gene Ontology annotation, cellular component: ribosome; cytosolic large ribosomal subunit. The coding region runs from base 1 to 663 and encodes 220 amino acids.